CAUAGCCGUAACCAAAACCUGCCAGCCGUUCAAAGCCAAACUCAAAUAAUAAAAAAAAAAACGAACCGAAACUGCCUUCACAAAGUACCUAAAGCCAAUCCAAAUAGCUGCCAAAAGAAACCAAAACCGCCGUUCCCCGGAAAAUAGAUGAUGGGAUCGCCGGGAUCCCAAGUGUCCGCGAUCGCGACCUCGGUCGGAAUCAGAAGCGGGCGGAGAGGUCAAGCGGGCACCCUGCUCCUGCGCCUCCUUGCCGUGACCUUCGUCCUUGCCGCCUGCUACGCCCCGCUGACAAAUGCCAAGCAAAUUGCACAACUUGGCGAUGACCAAGAUUUUAUGCUGGCAGAGGAUGUGUCGCUUCAGGGCAUCAACGAUUCCGAAUGGCAGGCCCAGAGUUAUGUCAUUGAUGAUGAUGGCGACGCCUCUCUGGACGACUUCGAUGAGACACUGAAACCCUUGGAGGACAAGUCCGAGGAGAAGGACUUGCCCACUGGCAACUGGUUCAGCCAGAGUGUCCACCGUGUUCGCCGUUCCAUAAAACGUUUGUUUGGCAAAGACGAUAAUGACGAUCAGGAGCGGGAACAACAACGAAAACGUGAACGGUCGCAAAGGAGUCGCGAUGCGAUUAAUCGGCAAAAAGAGUUACGCCGCAAACAAAAGGAGAGUCAGAACCAAAUGAAGCAAAUGCGAAUGGAACGCCAGCUGGAGAAACAGCGCCUGGCCAAACGGGCCAAUCAUGUUGUCUUCAACCGCGCCACCGAUCCUCGCAAGCGGGCAUCGGACCUCUACGACGAGAACGAGGCAUCCGGUUACCACGGGGAGGAGGAUACCGUUCCCUUUACUACCAACUUCGUCGUUAACGAACCUUAUAACAACGAAUACAGAGAUCGGGAAAGCGAUCAGUUCCAGAACCUGCAAAAACUUCUGGACGAUGAUUUGCAUAGCUUUUUCCAAAGCAACUACGAAGGCAACGAUGACGAGGAGCAGGAAAUUCGCACCACUCUGGAGCGCGUUGAACCCACCAAAGAUAACUUCAAAAUUCGCGUACAACUCAGGGUAGAGCUGCCCAAUUCUAUCACCGACUUCGGAAGCAAGUUGCAGAAGCAACUGAAUGGCUACAAUAAGAUCGAUCACUUGAGUGCCGAAACCGGGGGCAUCUUUUCCUUCGCAGAAGCCAGUGAAGUGACAGAAGAAUCAGUACAACCUGGAUCAAACCUGGAUCAGCCCGAAAGGCGUUCCGAAUUCUUCAAUGUGCCCGAUACAGCAAAUCCAGUUUCUGCGACAAAAGCACACUUCCAUAUCCGAGAUUUCGAGGAAGAGCCAAUCGAUGUUUCAUUUGGCAAGGAUGAGGUUGAGGGCUCUGGUAGCGAUGUCUCCGGCUGUCGCGGAGACUCCACCUUCACUUGUUACCGAACCGGAAAGAAAAUUUGCGAUGAAAUGCGAUGCGAUGGUGUGACCCAAUGUCCCGACGGCGAGGACGAAGAGUACUGCAAUGUUUGCACUGAAGAUCAGUUCAAGUGCGACGAUAAGUGUCUGCCCCUCCAAAAACGCUGCGAUGGAACUAUCGAUUGUGAGGAUCAGACCGACGAGGCUGGCUGUAUUUAUGAGCAAGGUCCUGAUCCAGAGCCUGAGCCUGAGCCAGAGCCUAAACCAGAGCCUGAACCUGAACCAGAGCCGGAACCGGAGCCCGAACCAGAGCCUGAACCUGAACCCCAAGACCCGGAAACCAAUGAGUGCCAGACCAACGAGUUUAGAUGCAAUAAUGGAGACUGCAUCGAUGCCAGAAAGCGUUGCGACAACGUUUCGGAUUGUAGCGAAGGCGAGGACGAGAACGAGGAGUGCCCCGCCGCCUGCAGCGGAAUGGAGUACCAAUGUCGCGACGGCACACGCUGUAUCAGUGCCAGUCAGCAGUGCGACGGUCACUCCGAUUGCAGCGACGGCGACGACGAGGAGCAUUGCGACGGAAUUGUGCCCAAGCUACGAUACACCUGCCCCAAGGGCAAAUUCACGUGCCGGGACUUGAGCUGCAUAUCGAUUGUCCAUCGCUGCGAUGGUCGGGCCGAUUGUCCAAACGAUCGAUCGGACGAGGAGGGGUGUCCCUGUCUGUACGACAAGUGGCAGUGUGAUGAUGGCACCUGCAUAGCUAAGGAACUGCUCUGCAAUGGCAACAUCGAUUGUCCCGAGGACAUUUCCGAUGAGCGCUACUGCGAGGGUGGCUAUGAUAGCGAGGAAUGUCGGUUUGAUGAGUUCCGUUGCGGGACUGGUGAGUGCAUACCAAUGCGUCAGGUGUGCGAUAACAUUUACGAUUGCAACGAUUAUGCCGAUGAGGUUAACUGCGUCGAAGGCGAAGAGCAGGAUAGUGUGGGCAUACCCAUUGGCCACCAACCGCGAAGGCCAUCGCCCAAGUACGACGACUGGCUGCACGAAAUGGACGCCAACGAGUACCACGUGUACCAGCCAAAUAAUGUCUAUGAGAAGGCCAAUUCACUGAAUCCGUGUGCCAGCAACCAAUUCCGUUGCACCACCUCGGAUGUUUGCAUCCCGCUGCAUUUGCGCUGCGAUGGCUUUUAUCAUUGCAAUGAUAUGAGCGACGAGAAGUCCUGCGAGCAGUAUCAGCGUCACACCACCACCCGUCGCCCUACGACCUUGCCCGCAACCAGCAGCACAUUCUCCACCCAGGGCCCAGGUCUUCUGGAGCGUCGCAAUACCACCACCACCACCACCAGAGCCACCGAAGCAUCGCAAUGGCCAUGGGCAACGAAACCGACAACCACCGCGACCACGACUUCUAACCCAAUAACAACAGUUGGCGUAGCGAAAAACAACAAACAAACAUAUGAUAUAGGCGGCUCAGCCCAGACAUGCCUCGAAAACAUCGAAUUCGCGUGCCACAAUCACGAUUGCAUUCCGAUUGAGAGCGUCUGCGAUGGCAUGCCCGACUGCGGACGCAAUGAAGACGAGGACGACGCUCUGUGCAAGUGCAGCGGCGACAAGUACAAAUGCCAGCGCGGCGGAGGCUGCAUUCCCAAAUCCCAGGUGUGCGAUGGCAAACCUCAAUGCCACGACCGCAGCGAUGAGAGUGCAUGUCACCUCCAUGGAAGAUUGAAUAAGACUCGUUUGGGGGUUCAGUGCCAGGAGAGCCAGUAUCAAUGUGGCGAUGGAAGCUGCAUCUCCGGCUACAAGCGCUGCAAUGGCAUCCACGAUUGCGCCGAUGCCUCCGACGAAUACAACUGCAUCUACAACUACGAAGACACCUACGACACCGACCCGGACAACAAUCCAUUGAAUGAAUGUGAUAUCCUUGAGUUUGAAUGUGACUACACUCAGUGUUUGCCGCUAGAGAAGAAAUGCGAUGGCUAUGCAGACUGUGAAGACAUGAGCGACGAGCUCGAAUGUCAGUCGUACACAGACCAUUGUCUAGAGUCUGAGUUCGAAUGCGAUAGCUACUGCCUGCCACGCGAUCAGUUGUGCAACGGAAUUCCCAAUUGCCAAGAUGGCAGCGACGAGCGCAACUGCACCUUCUGCCGGGAAGACGCCUACCUUUGCAACACCGGCGAGUGUGUGGCCGAUAAUCAGAGAUGCAACGGCAUCUCCGAUUGCGCCGACGGCAGCGACGAGCGUCACUGCGCCAGGAUAUAUUGUCCACCUAACAAAUUAGCCUGCAACGGCACUUGCGUCAGUCGGAGAAUAAAGUGUGAUGGCAAACGCGAUUGCCUCGAUGGCUAUGACGAGAUGUACUGUCCCGAGACCAACAACCACUAUCCCACACAAAAUGUGAAUGUCAUUCAACCAAAACUGGGCCCCAAUCCCAUAAUACCAAAAUCCUGCCGCCCCCAUGAAUGGCAAUGUGCGAAUCUAGAGUGCAUUGAUCGCAGUUUGCAGUGCAAUGACUAUAAGGAUUGCUCCGAUGGAUCCGAUGAGGACCUCAGCGUUUGCUUUGGCACUGCCACCACCCGACUUAAGCCAAGCGACUGCAGUCCGGAUCAGUUCUACUGCGAUGAGUCGUGCUACAAUCGCUCCGUUCGAUGCAAUGGGCACGUGAAUUGCUCUGAUGGCAGUGAUGAGGUGGGCUGCACCAUGAAGUCACUGCCAUGUCCGCAGCACCAGUGUCCCAGUGGCAGGUGUUAUUCGGAAAGUGAGCGAUGCGACCGCCACCGACACUGCGAGGACGGCUCCGAUGAGGCCAACUGCUGCUACGCAAAUCAAUUCCGUUGCAACAAUGGUGACUGCGUUUCCGGAUCGGCUCCCUGCAACGGCUACUCCGAGUGCAGUGACCACUCCGAUGAGCUCAACUGUGGCGGAGCCCAGGAGUGUCUGCCCAACCAAUUCCGCUGCAACAGUGGCCAGUGUGUGAGCUCGUCGGUGCGAUGCAACGGGCGAACCGAUUGCCAGGAUAGCUCCGAUGAACAAAAUUGCGGUCAUCGCCAUCCAGAGGGAACCACUGGAGUUUUCACCACCACCACCUCGACUAGCACCACCGCCAUGACACCACUGCGAAUCAUCUGCCCCCCAACCACAUUUAAAUGCGAAAAUGGUCCCUGUAUUUCGCUGGGUCUCAAAUGCAAUGGCCGCGUUGAUUGUCCAUAUGAUGGUAGCGAUGAGGCGGAUUGUGGUCAAAUCAGCAACGACAUCGAUCCCGCUGACAACAGUAACGAUCGCCGAUCGAACCAACUGAAUCUCAAGACCUAUCCCGACAGCCAGAUCAUCAAGGAGAGUCGCGAGGUCAUCUUCCGUUGCCGCGAUGAAGGACCCGCUCGCGCCAAGGUCAAGUGGUCCCGCCCCGGCGGACGACCUCUGCCACCUGGUUUCACCGAUCGAAACGGCCGCCUGGAGAUUCCCAACAUUAGGGUCGAGGAUGCCGGCACUUAUGUUUGCGAGGCUGUGGGCUAUGCCAGCUAUAUUCCCGGCCAGCAGGUCACCGUAAACCUCAACGUCGAGCGCUAUAACGACGUUGGAUCCCGUCCGGAAUCAGCCUGUACGGAAUACCAGGCCACCUGCAUGAACGGCGAAUGCAUUGACAAGUCGUCCAUCUGCGAUGGAAAUCCCGACUGCUCGGACGCCUCCGAUGAGCAAAGCUGCAGCUUGGGUCUCAAGUGCCAGCCCAACCAGUUCAUGUGCUCGAAUUCUAAGUGCGUGGAUCGCACCUGGCGAUGCGAUGGCGAGAAUGACUGCGGGGAUAAUUCCGAUGAGACCUCCUGCGAUCCGGAGCCAAGUGGCGCUCCGUGCCGAUACAAUGAGUUCCAGUGCCGCAGUGGUCAUUGUAUACCCAAGAGCUUCCAGUGCGACAAUGUUAAUGAUUGCACAGAUGGUACCGAUGAAGUUGGAUGCAUGGCACCCUUGCCAAUCCGCCCGCCACCGCAAUCGGUUGCUCUGUUGGAGUACGAGGUGCUCGAGCUCACUUGCGUGGCCACCGGAACCCCAACUCCAACAAUCGUGUGGCGUCUGAACUGGGGUCAUGUGCCCGAUAAGUGCGAGUCAAAGAGCUACGGUGGAACCGGAACACUCCGUUGUCCGGACAUGAGGACGCAGGACAGUGGAGCAUACUCAUGCGAAAUUAUUAACACACGCGGCACGCACUUUGUGAACCCGGACACCAUUGUUACCGUGACCCCCGUGCGUACAGAUGUGUGCGAAGCUGGAUUCUUCAAUAUGUUAGCCCGCAAAUCGGAUGAGUGCGUCAAGUGCUUCUGUUUCGGAGUGGCUAAGGCCUGCGACAGUGCCAACCUAUUUACGUAUGCCAUCCACCCGCCGAUCAUGUCACACCGCGUUGUCAGUGUCGAACUGAGUCCCAUUCGACAGAUUGUGAUCAAUGAGGCAGCCCCAGGACAGGACCUGCUUACCCUGCUCCAUGGCGUUCAGUUCAGGGCCACCAAUGUUCACUUCAGUGGCCGGGAGACGCCCUAUUUGGCCUUGCCCACAGAGUACAUGGGCAACCAGUUGAAGUCGUAUGGCGGAAAUCUGCGCUACGAGGUUAACUACAGCGGCAGUGGAAGGCCCGUCAAUGGCCCAGAUGUAAUCAUCACUGGCAAUCGCUUUACCCUAACCUAUCGCGUUCGCACUCAGCCGGGACAAAACAACAGGGUUAGCAUUCCAUUUGUGCCAGGUGGCUGGCAAAAGCCCGAUGGUCGCCGGGCGUCGCGUGAGGAGAUCAUGAUGAUUCUGGCCAAUGUGGACAAUAUCCUGAUUCGACUCGGCUACCUGGAUAGCACCGCUCGCGAAGUGGAUCUUAUAAAUAUUGCUUUGGAUUCGGCAGGCACUGCCGAUAAGGGACUGGGUAGUGCCUCGCUCGUGGAGAAGUGCACGUGCCCACCUGGUUAUGUUGGUGAUUCGUGUGAGUCCUGUGCCUCCGGUUAUGUGAGGCAGCCCGGUGGACCUUGGUUGGGUCACUGUGUGCCGUUCAUCCCCGAGCCCUGUCCAUCCGGAACCUAUGGAGAUCCCCGUCGCGGUGUGCCCUGCAAGGAGUGUCCGUGCCCACUAACCGGCAGCAAUAACUUUGCCAGCGGCUGUCAACAGAAUCCUGAUGGCGACGUGGUUUGCCGUUGCAAUGAGGGCUACACGGGCAGGAGAUGCGAACAGUGCGCCGCUGGAUACCAGGGCGAUCCAUUGGCUGCGGGAGGAGUUUGCCGCAAAAUACCCGAUACUUCCUGCAAUGCGGAUGGCACCUAUUCCACCUACAGCAAUGGAACCUGCCAGUGCAAGGAUAGCGUAAUUGGCGAACAGUGCGACACUUGCAGGCCAAGGAGUUUCCACCUCAAUUCGUUCACCUACACCGGUUGCAUUGAGUGCUUCUGCAGUGGAGUGGGCUCGGAUUGCGAUAGCAGCACGUGGUAUCGCGAUCAAGUAACAAGCACCUUUGGACGUUCGCGCGCCGAUCAUGGAUUUGCUUUGAUCACUAACUACAUGCAAACUACGCCAGACACCGUACCUGUCUCCAUGGCCGCCGAGCCCCACGCGUUGAGCUUUAUAGGAUCGGCUGAGCAAGCUGGAAAUACGCUCUACUGGAGUCUGCCAGCCGCGUUUCUGGGUAACAAGCUUUCCUCAUAUGGAGGCAAGCUGACUUACACCCUAAGCUACAGUCCCCUGCCCAACGGAAUUAUGUCGCGGAACAGUGCCCCAGAUGUGGUGAUCAAGAGUGGCGAGGAUCUAAGGCUCAUUCAUUAUAGGAAGACACAAGUUGUCCCCAGUGUGGCCAACACCUAUUCGGUGGAAAUCAAGGAGAGUGCCUGGCAGCGCGGCGACGAAGUCGUGGCCAACCGUGAGCACGUUCUGAUGGCCCUUAGCGAUAUUACGGCCAUCUACAUUAAGGCCACAUAUACCACUAGCACCAAGGAGGCCUCGCUGCGCAAGGUGACUUUGGACGUUGCCACACCCACGAAUCUUGGCUCUUCCCGUGCCGUCGAGGUGGAACAGUGCCGCUGUCCCGAGGGCUAUUUGGGUCUCUCUUGUGAGCAGUGCGCUCCUGGCUAUGCCCGCGAUCCGGAGGGCGGCAUUUAUCUGGGACUCUGCCGGCCUUGUGAGUGCAAUGGACAUUCCAAAUAUUGCAACAUCGAUACCGGCGACUGCGAAGAAUGCUCUGACAACACCGAAGGACCAAGCUGUGAGCGAUGCGCUGCAGGAUAUGUGGGUGAUGCCACCCGUGGAACCAGCUACGACUGCCAACCCGAUGAGGGCUACCCGCCCCCGCGUCCUCCGGCACCCGGCAACCAGACGUUGGAAUGCACGGCCUAUUGCCAGAUAGAGGGCAUCUACAAUUGCCGCGGCAGCGAGUGUCUGUGCAAGAGGAAUGUGAUUGGUGACCGUUGCGAUCAGUGUCGCCCCGGAACCUAUGGACUGACCGCUCAAAAUCAGGAUGGCUGCAAGGAGUGCUACUGCUCUGGAGUGGCCAGCCAGUGUCGUUCGGCAGCUCUGUACCGCCAGCUUAUACCGGUGGACUUUAUUCUUAACGCACCGUUGAUUACAGACGAGAACGGAGUUGUGCAGGACACGGAGAACCUAAUUCCCGACAUAUCUAGGAAUAUGUAUACUUACGCGUAUACCUCCUACCUGCCCAAGUACUGGAGUCUCAGGGGAAGCGUGCUGGGCAACCAGCUAUUCUCGUACGGCGGCCGCCUGGCGUACAGUCUAAUAGUGGAGUCGUUUGGCAACUAUGAGCGUGGCCACGAUGUGGUGCUCAUUGGCAAUGGAUUGAAGCUCAUCUGGUCUCGACCCGAGGGAAAUGAGAAUCAGGAGGAAUACAAUGUACGACUGCACGAGGACGAGCAAUGGACCCGCCAGGAUCGUGAAUCGGCCCGACCGGCUUCUCGCUCCGAUUUCAUGACUGUGCUCUCGGAUCUGCAGCACAUUCUAAUUCGAGCCACACCCAAAGUGCCCACGCAAAGCACUUCGAUCGGCAAUGUCAUUCUGGAGAGUGCGGUGACCACUAGGACGCCGGGAGCUACGCAUGCUUCCGACAUCGAGUUGUGCCAGUGCCCAGCCGGAUACUCGGGCACUUCCUGUGAAUCCUGCGCACCUCUCUACUACCGCGAUGCCAGCGGAUCCUGCAGCCUGUGUCCGUGCGAGGCUUCCAACACGGAGUCCUGUGACUUGGUCAGUGGCGGCCACGUUGAAUGUCGUUGCAAGGCGCGUUGGAAGGGCGAUCGGUGUCGCGAGAUCGACACCAACGAUCCAACCGAUGCCGGCACCGACGAUCCCCUGCUCACCCAGAUUAUCGUGUUGAUUCAAAAGCCGGAGAUCACCAUUGUGCCAGUGGGCGGCUCCAUGACCCUCAGCUGUAGCGGUCGAAUGCGCUGGAGCAAUAGUCCAGUCGUCGUCAACUGGUACAAGGAGAACAGUCGCCUGCCAGAGAAUAUUGAAGUCCGAGGCGGUGAUCUGUAUCUGUACGAUCUGCAGAUCAGCGAUUCUGGCGUCUACAUCUGCCAGGCCGUCAACAACGAAACUGCCAUCGUGUCUAAGGACUCUGUAUCCAUUACCAUAACCAAGAAAGACCAGCUUUCACCGGCCGAGAUUGUGAAUUUGCCGAGCCAAGUGACAUUCGAGGAAUACGUAACCAAUGAGAUCGUCUGCGAGGUGCUCGGCAACCCACCACCCAGAGUCACGUGGGCGCGAGUGGACGGCCAUGCGGAUGCGCAAAGUACCCGGACAUACGACAACCGUUUGAUCUUCGAUUCGCCAAGGAAAUCGGACGAGGGUCGCUAUCGCUGCCAGGCGGAAAAUGAACAGAACCGUGAUGAAAAGUACGUGGUCGUCUAUGUUCAGAGCAAUCCUCCCCAGCCACCGCCGCAGCAGGAUCGCUUAUACAUCACACCGGAGGAGAUCAACGGCCUCGCCGGCGAAUCCUUCCAGUUGAACUGUCAAUUUACAAGUGUUGCCUCUCUGCGCUACGAUUGGUCCCACGAUGGUCGCUCCCUUUCUUCGUCGCCCGCCCGAAAUGUUCAGAUCCGUGGCAAUGUCCUGGAAGUUCGCGAUGCCAGCGAACGCGACUCCGGCGUCUACACCUGUGUGGCCUAUGAUGUCCGCAGCCGGCGCAACUUCACCGAGAGCGCCCGUGUUAACAUCGAGCGACGUGAGGAAGUACCACUUGGCAACAAACCGAUCAUCGAGACCUUGGAGCAGAAUAUCAUGAUCAUCCAGGGCGAGGACUAUAGCAUCACCUGCAAGGCCAGCGGAUCGCCAUAUCCCACGAUCAAGUGGGCCAAGGUGCACGACUAUAUGCCCGAAAAUGUCCACAUCAGUGGCAACGUGCUGAGCAUCUAUGGCGCGCGAUUUGAGAAUCGUGGUGUCUACUCCUGCGUGGCCGAAAACGCCCACGGAUCCGAUUUGUCCAGCACAAGUAUCGACAUUGAACCCCGGGAGCGGCCGAGUUUAAAGAUUGUAUCGGACGCCCAGCAAACAUUUUCGGUUGGCGCCCCGGCAUCCCUCUACUGCAGGGUAGAGGGCAUUCCCGAGCCGACCAUCGAAUGGGUUCGCGAGGACGGCCAACCGCUGUCGCCGCGUCACAAGAUCCAGGCACCCGGCUACAUGGUGAUCGACGAUAUUCAGAUCCAAGACAGCGGCAACUACGAGUGUCGCGCAAAGAACAUAGUCGGCGAGGCGACCGGCGUGGCCACCAUUACCGUCCAGGAGCCAACUCUUGUCCAGAUAGUGCCCGACAACCACGACCUCAGGCUAACGGAAGGCGAUGAACUCUCGCUGACCUGCGUGGGCAGCGGCGUCCCAAGCCCGGCAGUCGAAUGGGUUGAUGAAUUGGGCGGAAAACGGGAUCUGUACAGCCCCCCUAGCAAUACAGCAAUCUAUAAGAUAUACCGAGUGACCAAAGCGGAUGCAGGCAUAUACACCUGCCGUGGACAGAAUGAAGCGGGUAACGAUGAAGCUCACGUUCGCGUUACGAUCCAAGAAAGGCGCGGCGAUAUCGGAUCAGCCGAUGAUGAUUCUGAUCGGGAUCCCAGAAUCUACAUUCCGUCACAACCCCAACACACUGGCAGCCAUCAGCCGAGCAGCAACCAACGCCUGCCCACUGACUUUGGUGACAAUGUCACCCUGACCUGCGACUUGUACCAAAACGUGAACACAAUAUGGGAGCGCGUCGACGGGUCACCACUGCCACACAAUGCCUACACGGUGAAAAACAAGCUGGUGAUUGUGCGCGUGGAACAGCAGAAUUUGGGUCAGUACCGCUGCAAUGGAAUCGGUCGCGAUGGCAACGUGGAGGCCUAUGUGGUUAGGGAGCUGGUCCUUCUGCCCCUGCCCAGGAUCAGGUUCUACCCGAAUAUACCGCUGACCGUGGAGUUGGGCCAGAACUUGGACGUGCACUGCCAGGUGGAGAACGUGCGUCCGCAGGACGUCCAGUGGAGCACCGACAACAAUCGACCACUGCCCAGUUCGGUUCGCAUCGUGGGCAGCGUCCUGCGCUUCGUGUCCAUGACACAGGCGGCCGCCGGCGAAUACCGCUGCUCCGCCUCCAAUCAGUAUGGCAACCGAUCGGAACUCGCAAGGGUGGUGGUAAAGAAGCCCGCCGUCUUCCAGCUGGUUCCGCAGUCCCAGGUGCAACAGCAUCGCGAAGGUGAAAGCAUUCAACUGCAGUGCAGUCUUACCACUCAGUACGGCGGCAAUGUUCAGUUCAACUGGUUCCGCUACGACGGAAGUGCCCUGCCGAACAACGCCCGUCCGGAUAGCCAGGUGCUGGUGCUGACCAAUUUGCGACCCGAGGAUGCGGGCCGCUACAUCUGCAACUCGUACGACGUGGACCGAAGGCAGCAACUGCCCGAAGUCUCCAUCGACUUGCAAGUACUAACGGCCACCCCGCCACCCAACAACCCCAUCUACCUGCCGCCGCAAUUGCCAGGAAAGAGCCGCGACUACAGCCUCAAACUGGAUGAGCAGUCCUCGAACCUGCGAGCGGGUGAGUCCACCGAAGUCGAGUGCUACUCCACCGAUGACACCUACACGGACGUGGUGUGGGAGCGAUCUGACGGUACUCCACUCAGCAAUAACAUCCGGCAAGUGGGAAAUCGUCUGGUAAUCAGUAAUGCGGCGCCAAGCGAUGCCGGUAACUAUGUGUGCAAGUGCAAGACGGAUGAAGGAGAUCUGUAUACCACCAGCUACAAACUUGAGGUCGAGGAUCAGCCACAUGAACUCAAGAGUUCCAGGAUUGUCUACGCCAAGGUGGGCAACAACGCCGUUUUGCCCUGCGGAGCCGAUGAAAGUCGUCAACCCACCUACCGCUGGUCCCGCCCACAUGGUCAACUUCAAGCGGGACGCAAUCUAUUGAACGAGAAGCUGUCGCUGGACAGUGUGCAGGCAAACGACGCCGGUACGUAUGUUUGCACCGCCGCAUACGGCGAUGGCGAGACGCUGGACUUCCUCAACAUCCUGGUUGUGAGAGGGGCGAUUCCCCAGUUCCGGCAAGAACCCCGCAGCUACAUGAGCUUCCCCACGCUACCAAACUCUUCGUUUAAGUUCAACUUCGAGCUGACUUUCCGGCCGGAAACAAGCGACGGUCUCCUGCUGUUCAACGGACAAACCCGCGGAAGUGGCGACUACAUCGCACUAUCGCUCAAGGAUCGCUAUGCGGAGUUCCGGUUUGAUUUUGGUGGCAAGCCGAUGCUGGUGCGAGCUGAGGAACCACUGGCGCUGAAUGAGUGGCACACGGUCCGCGUAAGUCGCUUCAAGAGGGAUGGAUACAUCCAGGUGGACGAACAACAUCCGGUGGCCUUCCCCACCCUGCAGCAGAUACCGCAACUGGAUCUGAUCGAAGAUCUGUAUAUUGGCGGAGUGCCCAACUGGGAGCUCCUGCCCGCCGAUGCUGUUAGCCAGCAAGUUGGCUAUGUGGGCUGCAUCAGUCGCUUAACCCUGCAAGGACGCACCGUGGAACUGAUCCGGGAGGCCAAGUUCAAAGAGGGCAUCACCGACUGCCGACCAUGUGAGCAUGGUCCUUGCCAAAAUAAGGGCGUCUGUUUGGAGAGCCAGACCGAGCAGGCCUACACCUGCAUUUGCCAGCAGGGAUGGACUGGUAAGGAUUGUGCCAUUGAGGGCACCCAGUGUACGCCCGGAGUCUGUGGCGCCGGACGCUGCGAGAAUACAGAGAACGACAUGGAAUGCCUGUGCCCGCUGAACCGAUCCGGAGAUCGAUGCCAGUAUAAUGAGAUCUUGAACGAACACAGUCUCAACUUUAAGGGCAACAGCUUUGCGGCCUAUGGAACUCCCAAAGUCACCAAAGUCAACCUCACUCUCUCCGUUCGUCCGUCAAGUUUGGAGGACUCCGUGAUUUUAUAUACGGCAGAAUCCACUUUGCCCAGCGGCGAUUACCUGGCACUGGUACUACGCGGUGGCCACGCGGAGCUCUUAAUAAAUACGGCGGCUCGUUUGGAUCCUGUGGUUGUGCGAUCUGCGGAGCCACUGCCUUUAAAUCGCUGGACAAGAAUCGAGAUCAGACGUCGCCUGGGCGAAGGAAUCCUACGAGUGGGCGACGGACCAGAGCGAAAGGCGAAGGCCCCAGGUUCCGAUCGAAUUUUGUCCCUUAAAACCCACCUCUAUGUGGGCGGCUACGAUCGCUCCACAGUCAAGGUUAACCGGGACGUGAACAUCACUAAGGGCUUCGAUGGCUGCAUCUCCAGGCUUUACAAUUUCCAAAAACCUGUUAAUCUCCUAACGGACAUCAAGGAUGCGGCAAAUAUCCAGAGUUGUGGGGAGACAAAUAUGAUAGAAGGCGACGAAGAUACCGACAACGAGCCACCAGUUCCGCCUCCAGCUCCAGCUGUUCACGAGAAUGAACUUCAACCAUAUGCGAUGGCACCGUGUGCCAGCGAUCCGUGUGAAAACGGAGGAAUCUGCACUGAACAAGAGGACGUGGCCGUAUGCGCCUGUCCUUUCGGAUUCAGUGGCAAACACUGUCAGGAGCACCUUCAACUGGGCUUCAAUGCCUCGUUCCGAGGCGAUGGGUACGUUGAGCUGAAUCGAAGCCACUUCCAACCCGCUUUGGAGCAGUCCUACACUUCCAUUGGCAUCGUCUUCACCACCAACAAGCCGAACGGUCUGCUGUUCUGGUGGGGCCAAAAGGCUGGAGAGGAGUAUGACGGACAGGACUUCAUAGCCGCCGCGGUGGUUGAUGGCUAUGUGGAGUACUCGAUGAGGCUCGAUGGCGAGGAGGCGGUGAUCCGGAACAGCGAUAUCCGCGUGGACAACGGGGAACGACACAUUGUGAUCGCUAAACGGGACGAAAACACCGCCAUGCUAGAGGUCGAUCGCAUGCUGCAUUCGGGUGAAACUCGACCCACCAGCACAAGGGCGAUGAAGCUGCCGGGCAAUGUUUUUGUCGGUGGCGCUCCUGACAUCGAGGUGUUUACGGGUUCCCGAUACAAGCACAAUUUGAACGGCUGCAUAGUGGUCGUCGAGGGCGAAACUGUGGGCCAAAUUAAUCUUAGUUCUGCUGCUGUUAACGGAGUGAAUGCCAACGUCUGUCCCGCUGACGACGAUCCACUGGGAGGAACCGAACCGCCAGUUGUCUGAGGACACAACCAACAACCGAAACUAGCUUUUUAAUUAAACAUUAAACAAUGAAACAAAACGAACAACAAUUUUUAUAUAUACAACAUAUGAAUAAGCCCAAGAAAAUCCACAAAAAAUUGAAUAUUAUAUCACUUACACAUAAUACAUAAAAACCAAAAAAAAAAAAACAAAAAAAACAAAAAGAAAAGAGAAACGAUCACUUCAACUACAAUUGCUUCUUCGAUCCUUAAGUCUAGAUUAAAGAUUGUAGCAAGGAAAAAAGCGAAUAUCACAAACAUUUAUUUAACAAAAACGCCAUGCAAGAAGUGAAACGAAACAGAUACAAUAAUGCAAUUAAUGCAAAUAAUACAGAAAAUACAGAUACAGAUAAAGCCUAGAACCCUAAGAACUUACUAACUCGAGCAACAAGAACGCAUACUAGCCAACUGCAACCACAAAAAACCACAAUAGUGAAGGCAUUUUAAUUAUAAUUUUAGUCUCUAGCUUAUACCUAUAUGACUACGACUCUUUUUUUGCGAGCCCAGUGUAAAAAGUUGGAGAUCGAAAAUUGGCCCUACACACACACACAAGACCAUGUUAUUGAUUAUAAACCAAUUGAUAAUAUACAUAUAAUGAUAAAUGAAUUACUAAGAAUGCAACUAUUGUGAACGAGCGAGAACCGUUGAGUGGAUAAAUGCAAUUGCAGAAGAUAUAUUAAAGUGAAAUCAACAACA
Messenger RNA from Drosophila santomea, 14714 nucleotides. It is a transcript of the gene trol, whose product is annotated as basement membrane-specific heparan sulfate proteoglycan core protein. Gene Ontology annotation, molecular function: cell-cell adhesion mediator activity. The transcript has 46 exons. Gene Ontology annotation, cellular component: plasma membrane; axon. The record is from RefSeq and is a predicted model, not a curated record. Gene Ontology annotation, biological process: dendrite self-avoidance; cholesterol homeostasis; axon guidance. Lineage: Eukaryota; Metazoa; Arthropoda; Insecta; Diptera; Drosophilidae. The coding region runs from base 148 to 14001 and encodes 4617 amino acids.